AUGGCCAACUUCAACUGGCGGACGAUAGACGUCGACUCGUAUGACCCGGAAGCGGCCGUGAACUUCCCUAUGACGACGCUUCUGCCAUCGAACCUACCCGCGCCAUCCACGUCCGCCGAGUCAGCACAGAUAGGCCAACAAGUGCGCCAACUGCUCCGAGCAGGCGACAGUGUGGGUGCACUACAAUCGGCACUGGAGACGGCGCCGUUCGCUGGCGACGAGUCUGCGAAGCAAGUCCACCUUGCCACAGUCCUCGAAGUCCUACAAGCUAUCAGGCAGUCCGACGUUGGCAGGAUACUGAAUGAGAUCUUGAAACAACCUGGCGGAAAUGCAUUGGGAGAUACCUUGAUGAAGUACAUCUACAAGGGCAUGGCUGUGGGUGCUGGUGGAAGCGGCACUAAAGGUGUCAGUCCUCAGACAACCGGUAGUGGAUUCAGUCAGGUGCAGUCGCGGAACUUUGGCGAGGGUGGCGGUGGCCAGGUCAUGAGUGUCCUGCUCAGUUGGCAUGAGAAGCUGACCGAGGUCGUCGGCGUGGGCGGGAUCGUCAGGGUUUUGUCGGAUCGCAGGACGGUAUGA
Molecule: messenger RNA, 576 nt
Organism: Exophiala aquamarina CBS 119918
Lineage: Eukaryota; Fungi; Ascomycota; Eurotiomycetes; Chaetothyriales; Herpotrichiellaceae
Product: actin like protein 2/3 complex, subunit 5
Exons: 1
Coding region: 1-576 (191 amino acids)
Biological process (GO): Arp2/3 complex-mediated actin nucleation; regulation of actin filament polymerization
Cellular component (GO): Arp2/3 protein complex; actin cytoskeleton; cytoplasm
Molecular function (GO): actin filament binding
Source: RefSeq, a predicted model, not a curated record